Salvelinus fontinalis (brook trout) is the source of this 4484-nucleotide messenger RNA. RefSeq names its product DnaJ heat shock protein family (Hsp40) member B1b (gene dnajb1b). Bases 1060 to 2115 code for a protein of 351 amino acids. Gene Ontology annotation, molecular function: Hsp70 protein binding; transcription corepressor activity. Lineage: Eukaryota; Metazoa; Chordata; Actinopteri; Salmoniformes; Salmonidae. The transcript is spliced from 4 exons. Gene Ontology annotation, cellular component: cytosol. The record is from RefSeq and is a predicted model, not a curated record.
CGGAAAGCUAAGUAAAUAUGCCUUACUUCCCGUACUGUAGCCAAUGGGGGAGUAGAUUCCCACAAUGGAGUGAUCCGUUUGGACAAAUGGAGAUGCGGGGUAAAUUGUAUUAGCAGGUGAUUAUGUUAGUAAAUCUUAUGUUAUCAACACCAGGGCAAGCUAUAUACUGACUACAGAUCAGCGAUUUUAGUUCGUAGAUUACUGACUGUUAUAUUGGGCAUGAUGUGUCAGCGGUGGUUUUCAAAAGCAGCACGGCUGUUUGCCAAGGAUAGGCCUAGACCUCUUUGUGGGUAUUUGACCAAGAAGAGGCUAGUAAUGUUGAAAUAACGUCAUUAUUUAAAUUGAGAAAGGACAGGGCUCAACCUAACGCAUAGUACCUUCUAAACCUGAAGCAUAGCGAGGACUAAACCUAUAGUUCCAACAAAAGAGACAGACAAACCACAUUUAUGAGGGCAUCAGUUUUGUUCAGGGGAUCCAUAAAGCUCUUCCUCUGCGCAGUUUGCAGACACAUUGUGAUACCUUUUGUUCACUAACACGAUUCUUAGUACUUUUGAUACAUCCAGUGAGUCAACACUGUAUCUGCCACCACACACGCGCACACGAACACAGGGUGAGAUUUCUACAAGGAAGGCGUGGUUGAGUUUCCUAGACUACAGAGGCGUGGCCUAUCGAACUUUCAAACUCAGUGACGCUCCAGUGGGCGUGGUCGGUCCCAGGAACAUUCGUCCUAAAGGAGCUGAGCUGCGUCCAGACUCUUCCUGAUGUUGCUAGAAAAUUCUCGAACUUUCUGCGCGGGUAUAAACUAGAAUGGGUCCCAAGUGGAGUGUCGAGCUGAGCUGACAGAACGGUAGCAUUCUUCAACAGUAUGUGUACAGUUCAGGUUAGGCUUUCAUACGUUUAUUUACCAUUCCAUAGAUAGACUGCCUGCAAGCGGACCAGCGCAUUUAAAGAGAGACCCGUCUACCUUGUGUGAAUUUGAUUGACAGUCAACACAGGCUCAAGCAAGGGAACUUGAAACUAUUUCUCGCAGCUUUUCGGAAUAAACACACCGACAGCUAAAUGGUCAAAAUGGGUAAAGACUACUAUAAUGUCCUGGGCAUACAGAAAGGAGCGACGGAGGACGAGAUCAAAAAGGCUUAUCGUAAGCAGGCUCUGCGUUACCACCCGGAUAAAAACAAGGCUCCUAAAGCCGAGGAUAAGUUUAAAGAAAUAGCUGAAGCUUAUGACGUUCUGAGCGACCCAAAGAAAAAGGACAUUUACGACCGAUUCGGUGAAGAAGGGUUGAAGGGAGGAGGCCCCCCAGGAGGAGGGGGUGUUCCCGGGGGCCCUAGUUUCAGCUACUCCUUCCAGGGUGACCCCCACGCCAUCUUCGCCGAGUUCUUCGGGGGCCGGAGCCCCUUCGACCAGUUCUUCCCCCGAAACGGCGGGGGCCCAGACGGGGACGACAUGGACACUGACGAUCCCUUCGCCCGUUUUGGGAUGGGGGGCGGUGGCAUGGGGGGGUUUCCCCGUUCCUUCAGCACAGGGAUGGGGGGAGGGGGGAUGGGGGGGCAGAUGGUUGAGAAGCACCAGGACCCACCCCUGCUCCACGACCUCAGGGUGACCUUAGAGGAGGUUCUCUCAGGCUGCACGAAGAGAAUGAAGAUAUCCCACAAGCGGCUGAACGCAGACCGACGGACCAUCCGGACGGAGGACAAGAUCCUGGAGGUGGAGAUAAAGAAGGGAUGGAAGGAGGGGACGAAGGUCACCUUCCCUAAAGAGGGGGACGAGACGCCGACUAACAUCCCGGCAGACGUGGUGUUCGUGGUCAAGGAUAAGCCACACCCGGUGUUCCGGCGAGACGGCUCUGACAUCGUUUACCCCGCCAAGGUCUCCCUCAGAGAGGCGCUGUGCGGCUGCACGGUCAUCGCCCCCACGUUGGACGGCAGGACAGUAACCGUGACGACAGGGGACGUGGUGCGUCCGGGGAUGAAACGACGCAUCAUGGGGGAGGGGCUUCCUCUGCCCAAGCGGCCCGAUCGCCGCGGUGACCUGCUGGUGGAGUACGAGGUGGCGUUUCCGGAGAGACUGAGUCAGAGUGCCAAGGAGACCAUCGCACAGGUGCUUCCACCCUAGUCCUGAUCGCUAUGAACUAUGAACUUGUUAAGGACAAACCGGACGGAGCCGACGAACAGUGAAAAGCAACAGGUGCUUCCACCCUAGUCCUGAUCGCUAUGAACUAUGAACUUGUUAAGGACAAACCGGACGGCGCCGACGAACAGUGAAAAGCAACAGGUGGCUGUCCUCCCUAUCGCCUCUGACCAGAGAACGUUUAACCACCGCCAUUUUCUCUUCAUUUCCAGACCAUUCUGCGUGUUGAAUCACCAUCGUUCGUCGACACCCAUCAGGUGACCUACUGCGCACGGCCAACGUUCGUUAUGGUGUCUCUUGUCCUUUAGUUGAGAACUGCCACUUUGGACCUCGUGAGUCCACUUCAGAACCACUAGUGAGCUGAGGAAAAACCUGCAACCAAUAUUCAAAAAGCAUCUUAGAGUAGGCAUACUGAUCUAGGAUCAGUGUAGCCUUUUAGAUAAUAAUACAUGUGACUACAUGGACAGGGGGGCACCUGAUCCCAGACCAGCACUCCUGCACUGUAGAACCAGAGAACAUCAUAUACAUGUUGUUUAGCUUCCUAUUGUAUGAGCCUCUUUUUAUCUCUACUUCCCCACUGGUGAAUGUUGCCAUGUACAGACUAGAGCACAGGUGUCAAACUCAUUCCACGGGGGGCCGAGUGUCUGCGGGUUUUCGCUCCUCCCUUAUACUUGAUUGAUGAAUUAACAUCACUAAUUAGUUAGGAACUCCCCACACCUGGUUGUCUAGGGCUUUAUUGAAAGGAAAAACCAAAAACCUGCAGACACUAGGCCCUCCGUGGAAUGAGUUUGACACCCCUGGACUAGAGCCAUUGGCUUGUUAUCAGUGGUUUCCAAACCUCUUCUCUGGGACGCUCAGACAUUUAACACCACGUUGUAGCCCUGAACUAUCUCACCUGAUUCACCUAGUCAAGGGCUUGAUGAUUGGUUGAUAUGAGAGAGAUGUGAGAAUGAAUGGGUUCUAUAUGACUCCCUCUCCAAGACAUUUACUGCCAGAGAGACUGGAGUAAGAGAUCACCUGAUUCACCUAGUCAAGGGCUUGAUGAUUGGUUGAUAUGAGAGAGAUGUGAGAAUGAAUGGGUUCUAUAUGACUCCCUCUCCAAGACAUUUACUGCCAGAGAGACUGGAGUAAGAGAUCACCUGAUUCACCUAGUCAAGGGCUUGAUGAUUGGUUGAUAUAAGAGAGAGAGAUGUGAGAAUGAAUGGGUUCUAUAUGACUCCCUCUCCAAGACAUUUACUGCCAGAGAGACUGGAGUAAGAGAUCACCUGAUUCACCUAGUCAAGGGCUUGAUGAUUGGUUGACUAAUGUAAUCAGAUGUUCUGGCUCUUGAGUAGAUGAAAUCCAUUUGUCUGUGGGUCCCCCAGGAGAGGUCUGAGAACUCCUGUUUUGGGGGAUUAGAUUGUAAUUCUUGGUGGCGUUUCUUUGUAGAUGACGUCUCUUCAUGUACCGUUUCUAGGGGUUUAGGUAUCAUGGGUGGUUUUCAUGGCUCUGGAUUCUGAUCAAAUCAAUAGAAAGUAUUGCCACUGAUCACUGAUCAAUACCCAUAGUCUGAUAAUACCCAUAGUCUGAUAAUACCCAUAGUCAUUGGUUUAGAAGAGAAACAAUGCUAUUUGAAUGCAUAGAAAUAUAAUCUAUAGAACCGACCUUCCCAUUCAAGUCAAUGCUGAUUCUAUUUCUAUGCUUGAAAGGUCUUUACUUUUCCAGGAUGCCUACAAUAACAGGGUGGAGGGAAGUGUGAGGUGUGUGUUUCAGCUAGCGUGUAUGAGUUAGCUGACUAGGUGAACUUUUUGUACAGAAACGGUUGGAAUGUGUGACUUGCUGUAGGAUCUGGGCUUUGUAUGGUGGAACUGUUGGAUUGUGUACUAUCAUGAGAUAGGAUGUGAGCACAGUAACCAUGGGCGAUAUAGGCUUUCAUGUUAUACCCAUAGCACUCCUCUUUACUCAAUAUUAUACACAACAUGUAUUGUUGCUACCUGUUGUUGAUGCAGCAAGUGAGAACUGUCCAGAAACUGAUAUAAAGCUGUGUUUAUCGAGCAAAGAAUAUCAACUUUUGCUUUGUAAUGAUCUAUGCAUUUAAAUGAAAGAUCCCUCACCUCAAUAUAGAGGCCAUUAUUUCUCCUUCACAACAGGAACUCGUUUUUAUAUUUAAAUCAUGUCAUUCAGAUUUAAGGAUUACCUUUAAGAAAAUGUUAACCCUGGACAGAAUCUUCUACAACUGCAGCCAGACUUAGGAUUUCUUAGUUUACUAAACAUUUCCCACGUAUGUGUUAUAUUUCUGAACAGUUUUCUAUACACACAAUGUAUUUUCUACAUGACUUUCAUAAGUAAAUAAAGUCUGUUUUCUUCUAGAUAAA